Fragaria vesca subsp. vesca is the source of this 2296-nucleotide messenger RNA. RefSeq lists its product as uncharacterized. The transcript is spliced from 6 exons. The record is from RefSeq and is a predicted model, not a curated record. NCBI's taxonomy places the organism in Eukaryota, Viridiplantae, Streptophyta, Magnoliopsida, Rosales, Rosaceae. Gene Ontology annotation, biological process: response to stress; response to abscisic acid. The coding region runs from base 62 to 2206 and encodes 714 amino acids.
UGAUCUUCGAAAACAGUUCUUUCUUCUAAACAGUUAUAGAUAUUUUGUUGAGUUUGAAAUCAUGGAUGCUCAUGUAGUACAUUCUCGUGCUGAAGGUGAAGUUGAGGAUCACCAUGAGAAGAAGUCGGUUAUGAAGAAGGUGAAGGCGAAAGCGAAGAAGUUGAAGGAUACUAUUGCUGGGUAUAGUCAUCAAAGCCAUGAACAAGAAGGCCAACGUACUCCUGGUGAUCAUGAUCUGGAUGAGGAGGAAACUAUUGCUGGGUAUAGUUAUAGUUCUCAAAGCCAUGAACGAGAAGGCCAACGUACUCCUGAUGAUCAUGAUCUGGAUGAGGAAGAUGAUGAAGUAGACAGUCCAGAAGUUAGUGCACCGAAGUAUGACUCGGGAGCUAGGAGGACUGAUGCUCCUGCGCAAGGAGACAUUCUGAAGGAGACAUUCGGAGACACUAAAGUGGGGCGUGAUGAAGUUGAUCCUGUAGUCCCAAGGGAGAGGUCUAAUGUCAAUGUCACUGAUCCAAUCAGGUCUAAUGUGCCUGGGCUUCAUGGAACUACAGGCCAUGGUGCAACACACAACUCCGGAGGGGAUAGGAUGACUGAUGCUCCGGGGCAAGGAGGCAUUCAUUCCGGAGAGGCACGCCACGAAUAUGAUCCUGUAGUGCCAAGAGAGAGGACUAAUGGGGGAUUUAGUGGUCCGGUAAGUGAUUUGGGGCCUGGACAAAAUCGUACUAGUACAGGGCAUGAAGAUCUUCUGGGAGUAGCAAGGACCAAACUGGCUGGUCCAGCAACCGGACCACUUCAUAAGCAUGAAGAGCCGAAGGAACUUGGUGGAGGAACUUGUACGCCGCUUAACACCCCUGUUUCUUCUCUUCCUCGUGGAAAUGACAACUCUGCUACCAUGGAUGUUGACCCGGUUAAGACUUCUGGCUUGGGGCAAGGAGGGCAUCUAAGUGAGUCUAGGCUGGGGAAGACUGAUGUACUAGGGGAAGAAACGCCUCUGCCUCAGAGUAUCCCUGUUUCUGAGGAAGAUCCUCAUGCACCUAAGGCCAAUCCUCAAGCUGACACUCCUUCAAAUUACGAGACCAAAGUCACUGAUCCCACCAAAUCCGGUGGUGAGGAAACUGGAGUCACACCAGUGCUUCAUUCCUUUGAUAAGAUGAACCUUCAUGGCGACGAUCGCCAAUACUUGAACAAUGGUGCCGACCAGGACACCGGAAGCCAUGACCAAUUUUCUCCUGGUAAGCCAUCGAACCAGGGCAGCAGCUACAUAUCAUCUGCCGCUUCAGCCAUUUCCAACACAGCAAUUUCGGCAAAGAAUGUAGUUGCUUCCAAAUUGGGAUAUGGCGGGACCGAGUCAGCAGAGCAUGAUGGCUACCCUGGUGCUGGGAAGUCAGGUUCAUCGCCUCGUCAGCAUCAGAACCAAGUACUUGAUCCAGCUACUAACCAAUUCAGACCAGCUGAGACUCCACAAAUCCGAGGAACAAUCCAACCAGACCACAACACUGCAAGUGAUGUGAAGCAAUCAAACCAGUCCGGUGGAACUUACACUGAGAAGAUUUCAUCUGCCACCUCUGCCAUAGCCGGCAGAGCCCUCUCUGCGAAGAAUGUCGUCACUUCCAAGCUGGGAUAUGGAUCGAGUGAUCAAGUGCAUGAUAAUCGAGUUGUCACUCCCACUAAUGUGCAGCCUGGAUCAACACAAGCGGAUCAACAGGGCAAGGGCAAGCCAAUAACCUCUACUGUUGCGGAGAAGCUGUCGCCUGUGUAUGGGAAGGUUGCUGGGGCAGGGACCGCUGUGAUGUCCAAGUUUAAAGGCGGGAGUACUGCUAGUACUGGCCGGGACACUAGUACCGAGGCUGUUGGUGAAGCUGGAAAGGACAAAAGGGGGUCUGUGAAGGACUACCUUGUGGAGAAGCUGAGCCCUGGAGAGGAAGACAGAGCACUUUCGAAGGUUAUAAGUGAGAAAUUACAGAUUCAUAAGCCGGGUGUUAAGGAACAGGGAGGGGACUCUGCUAGUGCUAAGCCGAUGGGUAAGGUGACCGAGUCGGAGGAGGUGAGGCAGCGUUUGGGGAGUACUGAAGGGAAUGAUAAUUAUGUGGUGAACAAGAUCGAGGACAGUGUUGGUUCAAUGCUUGGUGGUACUAAUAAGAAUGGUGAUGAACAUCAGUCUGCUGCUACCGGGGAGAACCGGAGGUUGCAGGAAUCUGGUAACUGAAGGACGACUGUUGCUAAGACUUCAGUGAAUAAGUAUUAGUUGCUAUGAGUCUUUUGUAUAAGAUUUGAAACUCUGUUGUGUAAUUUCACU